Leptopilina boulardi is the source of this 1693-nucleotide messenger RNA. Its product is annotated as tubulin alpha chain-like. Gene Ontology annotation, cellular component: microtubule; cytoplasm. Gene Ontology annotation, molecular function: structural constituent of cytoskeleton; GTP binding. The record is from RefSeq and is a predicted model, not a curated record. NCBI's taxonomy places the organism in Eukaryota, Metazoa, Arthropoda, Insecta, Hymenoptera, Figitidae. Bases 174 to 1523 code for a protein of 449 amino acids. Gene Ontology annotation, biological process: microtubule cytoskeleton organization; mitotic cell cycle. The transcript is spliced from 5 exons.
GUCAAUCAAAUAAAUAAUUAGUUUUUUUUCCAACAUGAAACUUUUAUAGUUUUUCAAAAUUUUCAAGUCUAUUAUUUAUAAACUAAAUUUUUCUUCUACAAUUUCUUAUGAAAGAUACAUUCAAAAUUCUUAGUUAAUUUUCGUGAAUAAAUUUUUCGGCAAAUCCUUUCAAAAUGCGGGAGUGUAUAUCAAUGCAUAUUGGCCAAGCUGGUGUUCAAAUGGGAAAUUCCUGUUGGGAAUUAUAUUGUUUAGAACAUGGAAUACAACCCGAUGGAACAAUGCCUUCCGAUAAAAAAGUAUCAUUUUCCAGUGAUUGUUUUAAUACAUUUUUCAAUGAAACAAGCAGCGGAAAAAUGGUUCCACGUGCAAUUAUGGUCGAUUUGGAGCCAACAGUCGUUGAUGAAGUUCGAGUUGGUCUCUACAAGCAACUCUAUCAUCCGGAGCAAUUGAUAACCGGUAAAGAAGAUGCAGCGAAUAAUUAUGCGAGAGGACACUAUUCAAUUGGUCGAGAAGUAAUUGAAUCGGUAAUGGAUAGAAUUCGACGAUUAACUGAUUUGUGUACUGGACUUCAAGGAUUUUUCGUCUUUCAUUCGUUUGGUGGUGGUACUGGUUCUGGAUUUACAUCACUUUUAAUGCAACGACUCUCAGAAGAUUAUGGAAAGAAAAGCAAACUACAAUUUGCCAUUUAUCCUGCGCCACAAGUAUCAACAGCAGUGGUUGAGCCAUAUAAUGCAACAUUGACAACUCAUUCAACAAUAAGUCAUUCAGAUUGUGCAUUUAUGGUCGAUAAUGAGGCAAUUUAUGAGAUUUGUCGAAAAAAAUUGGGAAUUGAACGACCAAGUUAUGCUAAUUUAAAUCGAUUAAUAAGUCAAGUUGUUUCAUCAAUAACAGCCUCAUUAAGAUUCGAUGGUGCAUUAAAUGUUGAUUUAACGGAAUUUCAAACAAAUCUCGUCCCAUAUCCAAGAAUUCAUUUUCCACUUGCCACAUAUGCGCCAGUUGUUUCGUCUGAUAAAGCAUUUCACGAGGGAAUGUCUGUCGGUGAAAUAACAGCCGAAUGUUUUGAGCCAUCAAAUCAAAUGGUAAAAUGUAAUCCACGUGAAGGAAAAUAUAUGGCCUGUUGUCUUCUUUAUCGAGGCGAUGUUGUACCCAAGGAUGUUAACGCUGCAAUUGCAGCAAUGAAGGGUAAAAGUUCCAUUCGAUUUGUCGAUUGGUGUCCAACUGGCUUUAAAGUUGGUAUAAAUUAUCAACCACCAACUGUUGUUCCUGGAGGCGAUUUGGCAAAAGUUCAACGAGCCGUAUCAAUGUUAUCAAACACAACGGCUAUUGAAGAAGCAUGGUCAAAAUUGAAUCACAAAUUCGAUUUGAUGUACAAUAAAAGAGCUUUCGUUCACUGGUACGUUGGUGAAGGAAUGGAAGAAGGUGAAUUUUCCGAAGCUAGAGAAGAUCUUGCGGCACUCGAAAGAGAUUACGAAGAGGUCUCACUUGAAUCGCCAGCUACGCCAGAUACUUGUUCCGAAUUCUAAACGAAAUUCCAAUAUUUUUUUUUUUUUUUGCUGUAACAUUGAAAAAACAGAUCAAAAAAAUUGCAUUUUUCAGAGCAUAAAAAAAAAUUUGUAUCUUCAACCAAUGAAAUUGUAAAAAUGUAUAAAAUUUUGAAUAUUAGAAAAAAAUAUAGAUUUUACGUCAACUAAAA